AUCGUCGAGUCCGUGCAGUGGAACCUUUGGUUGUGUAACCAUCCAUCCUCGAAUUUGUACGAGCGUUCUCGACUGAGUCACCAAUCCUCGUUUUAACGCUACACUCCGCACUAUACCGAUCAGUUCUUAUCUGUUCAAACGCGCAUACCUAUGUGAAUUUUUUUCCGGAAAAUCGAAACAUAAACUCUCUUAAAACAACCAAAAAAAUUAUUGCAAAUGCGACGCCUAGGAAGCGAUCGAGUAGAAGCUGUGAUGUGACUGUUCCAACAUUUUUGUGCAAACCAAUUUUUUUUUUGGGAUUUAAACUAAAGAAAGGAAAACAUUGCGGAGGAAAAGACCGUCCAGUGAAAACCCCCUCAUCUGCAGUACCACAACAGUGUUGAUUUUUUUUUGAUACAAAAAAAAAAUUGAAUAAUGCCUCAACUUCCGGAAACUGUGAUCACGAAUGCAGUCCAGUUUCAGAAUUGUUUGGCAAGGGCUGUUUACGAUAACGUUGCCGAAGCCCCCGACGAAUUGACGUUCCGCAAGGGCGAUGUUCUCGUCGUCCUGGAGCAGAACACUGCAAACAUCGAAGGCUGGUGGCUGUGUGCCCUCAGAGGACGACAGGGUAUCUGUCCUGGAAACCGUCUCCGAUUAAUCCCAGGAGUGUACGAAGACACGACUGGAAGCCGAGGUCCUUCACCACAGCUCAACGAGAUCUCCGACAUGAACAGCCUGCAGAGGCAAGGGAAAAGAAGAAGUUGGCACGUCCAGCCGAAUAAGGUUUUAACGCCGAGGAAAAUAAACGACGUGUAUUUAUACGAUAUGCCACCGAUGAGGUGCUCUCCCAUCCCGGUGUCCAACCUCAGCCCCAGCCAAAGCUCAGAGCUAUACGAUGUGCCACCAAGGGCGGUUCCCGUGAACUACGAGACCAGAUCGAACUGCCCGAGAUGCUCUCCGGCUCCAUCUUGCAUCUCGCCAAUCAGCAAGGACUCCCAGGACAGUUACGACAUUCCUCGGCCGCUCUUGCACUCUCAGAACCUCUUGACGCCGUCGAGUUCCGCGAGUUCGCUGUCUCUAACUGGUGAAUCCUUCAGCUCCUCGAAUAGAAGCAGUCUCAUCAACAUGCCAGAUUACGAUAUACCUAGAUCACACCAGAAGGGACCUCAGUUGGUCCUCCACAACACUCAAAUAUACGACGUGCCACCGGCGCAGAGCCAAAUCAAAGAAUUACCCUUAGAGCUAAGCUCGGCUCUGGAAACACUAGAGAGACUCCAGACUGAAACCACGACGGUAACAUCGAAACUUCUGGGAUUCGUCACGCCCAAAUGGAGGACUUAUGAAAAGCUCGAACAGAACAUCAUGGAAAUUAAAUUGGUGGUGAUCAGAUUGAAAACUUCUCUGCACGAUUUUGCCGAGUUCUGCGAGGGAGCACUUGGUAACGCUACAAGAGCAACCGACAAAAAUCUAGCAGGGAAGCUAGUGAAUUUAGUCAUGGCUUUGAAAAACUCGGAUAAACUUAUACACGACGCAACCGAAAAGCUGCAGCUACAAAACUGGUCCCUGGAUUUCCUCGCCAAACCUGUAGAAGACGAGCAUUACAAACUGGACGAGUUGGAGCAAGUGAUCGCUUGCGCCAAAGCUUUAACCGAAGACAUAAGACAAGCUGCUUCCUUCAUCCAAGGCAACAGCACUCUGCUUUUUAAGAAGGACACUUCACCCCCAACCAACAACAACGAAACUGGAGAAGACUACGACUAUGUCAAUUUAGAAUCUAAGGAGGCGAACGCCAGAAGCAACACGGAAAUCAGAAACGCGCUUCCAAAGGAGCUUCAGAAGAAUUUCGACUGUCUCUUGAAGAACGCAAACGACGCCGCCAUAGAUAACGCAAUCUUGGAUCCGGACGAUAAACAUGUGCUGACUUUCUUCGCCGCUCAAGCCGCCACACAUCACAAUAACUUGACGCAAGCCAUCGACGCUUUCCUCCAGACGGUUGAACACAAUCAGCCGCCCAAGAUAUUCUUGGCCCAUGGUAAAUUUGUUGUCUUGAGUGCCCAUAAACUGGUCUACAUCGGCGACACGGUUCAUAGGAAUGUCAACAAAAUGGAGAUCAAGAUGAGGGCUUUGGGUUGUGCAAAUGCCCUCAACGAAGCUUUGGCUACCAGCGUGACGAAGACUAAACAAGCUGCUCUUCAAUUCCCAAGUGUAACAGCAGUUCAAGAGAUGGUCGAUUCCGUUGUGGACAUCUCGCAUUUAGCCAGGGAUAUGAAAUUGUGCUUAGUCCAAGCUGCCCAGCCAUGAUUUUCCACUUAUUUCUUCUUUAAAUAUGGUUGUGAAUAGCUCAAAAAUUUUAAUAAUUUUGGCAAUAUAUUUAAUAGGCUAAAAAAUAUAAUGAAAGGUAGUUCCUUAAUUUGAUAACAUACAUAAUAUUAUAUAAGAAAACAAUUACACACGAAACUUAUUAUCUCUCGUUACGGUAGAACUUUUAAUAAAAACGAAAUAUCAAUGUU
Molecule: messenger RNA, 2489 nt
Organism: Nicrophorus vespilloides
Lineage: Eukaryota; Metazoa; Arthropoda; Insecta; Coleoptera; Silphidae
Gene: p130CAS
Product: breast cancer anti-estrogen resistance protein 1
Exons: 4
Coding region: 415-2280 (621 amino acids)
Biological process (GO): cell surface receptor protein tyrosine kinase signaling pathway; cell migration
Cellular component (GO): cytoplasm; plasma membrane
Molecular function (GO): protein binding
Source: RefSeq, a predicted model, not a curated record